AUGUAUAAGCACGUUUGUACAUUUAGAAGAGUCUAUCAAUACUAUCUUUCCCUCUAUCGACCUCUAUCAUUCUGUUCAUAUGUAUCUUUCUCAUUCUCUUCAUAUCUAUCUAUCUAUCUAUCUAUCUAUCUAUAUAUAUAUAUAUAUAUAUAUAUAUAUAUAUUAAAUAUAUAUAUAUAUAUAUCAAUUUAUUCAUAUCUAUCUCUCUAUCUAUCUAUCUAUCUCUUCUGUUCAUAUCUAUCUAUCUACCUAUCUAUCUAUCUCAUUCUGUUCGUAUCUAUCUCAUUUUUAAUGUCUAUCUAUCUAUCUAUCUAUCUAUCUAUCUAUCUAUCUAUCUAUCGCAUUCUGUUCAUAUCUCGCUAUCUAGGUAUCUCAUUUUGUUCAUAUCUAUCUAUCUAUCUAUCUCAUUCUGUUCAUAUCUAUCUAUCUAUCUAUAUACAUACUGGAUGGCCCUCCCCACAUAAAAGGUUCGUGUAUCAUAAUUUCUCUCUCUCUCUUUCUCUUUCUAUCUAUCUAUCUUUUUCUAUCUAUAUUCUUGUUCUCCCGCUUACACUCUCUCUAUUCUACUGUUUCUGUCUCUAUCUUUCUCUGUUUGUUUUGCCAUUUAUCUCUACUCUCCCCUCCACUCUCUCGCUCUCUUUAUGUUUGCUUAUCUGUUACAUGUUUCCGUUCGCUUUUUCUCUCUCUUCCCCUCUUUCUUUCUCUUUCUUCAGCAUACACACACACACACAUCCGUCUUCUCUCUCUUUAUUGCCAUAUUUCUCCGACACUGCUUCUUUUUCAUCUUUUUCUCGUCUUUCCCUUUUCGUUACGUUUUUUUAUUAUUCUUUCUCCCUUUAUUUUCUUAUCCCUACCUUUCUUUAUUUUUCUUUCUCUUUUUCUAUCUUCCAUCUUCAUUUAAUGUUUCGCUUUCUGUUUUCUUUUCUUUUUUCUUUUCUAAUCAUCUUCUUUGUAUGUUUCUUUUUCGCCAGUAUUUCCUCUUCUCUUCAUUCAUUCAUUCAUUCAUUCAUUCAUUCAUUCAUUCAUUCAAUCUUUCAUUCUCCCACUUCUUAUUCUACCAGUCGCGAUGUAUAUGAUCCCACAAAUCUUUCACGGAAGGACAGACACCCAAUUCCAAGUAGAGAACAAUUUGGGCUGAACACUGCAGGUUCGAACCUCAAUACCGAUUUUUUAUUUUUAUUCCAUUUUCCCCCUCCUAUGAACCAUUGA
This is a messenger RNA of Acanthosepion pharaonis, 1209 nucleotides long. The record is from the annotation of a GenBank genome assembly. Lineage: Eukaryota; Metazoa; Mollusca; Cephalopoda; Sepiida; Sepiidae.